AUGCCCCUUCAUAACAACGCCCCUUCCUCCGUCCCCAGCUAUGACUGGGCAGGCCAAUCUGCAGGGCGUCAAGGUGCAUCGAACGGCAUUCACUCGAAGCCAGCGUACAGUGAUAGUUUUUCAAGCUCAUCCGUUGACGUAAACUAUGAUCGCAGACCGCGACCAUUGAAACCCGGAAUCUAUGUACCAACAGUAGCUUUCUUCAAGGAAGUAUCCGAAGACUUAGACACAGAUACCAUUGCCAGUCAUGCGGUCCGCAUGGCCAGGGCCGGUGUUGCGGGGUUAGCAACCCAAGGCUCUAACGGUGAAGCAGUCCAUUUGUCACACCAGGAACGACAUUUGGUAACGAAAACAACACGUGAAGCACUCAAUGAGGCAGGAUUUUCUCACAUCCCUAUAAUAGUGGGGUGUGGCGCGCAAUCUACUCGAGAAACUAUCAUAUUAUGCGAAGAGGCUGCAGCAUCGGGGGGUGACUAUGUCCUGGUCCUUCCACCUGCAUAUUACAAAGGUCUUUACAAACCCCAGUUCACGAUCGAAUUCUUUUCGGAUGUAGCGACUGCGUCUCCAAUUCCAGUCCUGAUUUACAACUUUCCUGGCGCCGCUGCUGGUAUAGACAUCGACUCUGAUGUGAUCAUAGAGCUCGCAAAGCACCCAAAUAUCGUUGGUUGUAAGCUCACGUGUGGCAACACAGGGAAGCUGAACCGAAUCGCGGCAGCAGCUAGGGCUAGCAACCCGUUGGAAGAAGUCUCGGGAUUUAUGUGCAUGGGCGGUUCCGCAGACUUCACAAUGCAGACCCUCAUUGGCGGCGGUUCAGGGGUAAUCUGCGGGUUGGCAAAUAUUGCCCCCAAAGCAUGCGUGAAGAUCAUCGAGCUCUACAAGGCCGGGAAGUUUGUCGAAGCGCAGAAUCUACAGGCAGUAGUGGCUCGUGGGGAUUGGGCAGCGAUUCAGGGGGGAGUCGUUGGAACUAAGAGUGGCCUGCUGUCUCACUUUGGAUACGGUGGAUACGGGCGCAAACCGCUUCCAAGGCCAACAAAGCCCGAGAUCAGCAAGUACGCUGAAGGUUUCGAGGAGUUGGUGGCUGUUGAAAAUGUUCUGUGA
Messenger RNA from Paracoccidioides brasiliensis Pb18, 1098 nucleotides. RefSeq lists its product as uncharacterized. The record is from RefSeq and is a predicted model, not a curated record. Gene Ontology annotation, molecular function: 4-hydroxy-tetrahydrodipicolinate synthase activity. The coding region runs from base 1 to 1098 and encodes 365 amino acids. The transcript has a single exon.